AUGCAAUCAGUUUCUAAGGAAAACAAAAACUUCAGAUUUAUUCUUACAGUUAUUGAUACAUUUUCGAAAUACGCUUGGGCUUUUCCAAUUAAGACUAAAAGUAAAGAGGACGUAUGCUAUAACUUUAUGAAGCUCCUAAAAACACGUGUAGCCAAAAAUCUGCAAACCGACAAUGGAACAGAAUUUUAUAACGAUAAGUUUAAAAAAAAUUAUGAAUUCUUAUAA
This is a messenger RNA of Parnassius mnemosyne (clouded apollo), 225 nucleotides long. Lineage: Eukaryota; Metazoa; Arthropoda; Insecta; Lepidoptera; Papilionidae. The record is from the annotation of a GenBank genome assembly.